AAUGGAGACAGACCAAAAGGAGGUAGAAAAUAAUGAAUUGAAAGAGUGGGAAAAGUAUUCCACAAUGUUCAAUUUGCCAUACAGAGUAGUAUUUGCUGUGGCCACAGAGGAUGCAGUACUUUUAUAUGACACUCAGCAACCUCACCCUUUUGGUUACAUUGCCAAUACCCAUUAUCAUCAGCUUAGUGAUCUCACCUGGUCCAAGGAUGGGCGUGUUCUAGUGGUCGCAUCAACAGAUGGGUACUGCACUCUGGUUACAUUUGAAGAAGGGGAGUUGGGUGAAGCAUCUCAACACCUUUCCAUCAGCACACAGAAGGUGGAAGAAGAAAAACUUAAGAUACUGAAAAAGCAAAAUGCAGACAAGCAAAAGCGCAGUGAUGAGGCCAUCUCAAAGAAAGUUGCUUCUACUAUGCCACCCCCAACAGAGGUACAACUAAUUCAGGUGAAACGAAAGGAAAACAAAAGUGGUGACAGCCAACCCAAAAGAGUCAACUUAACUCCAGUGACAGGUGGUCAGGUGUCACAAGAUGCACCCAAACCAAAGCGUGCACAGCUAAUCACCCUGUCAUCACCAGAGCUGCUGGAUGGGAAUAAGACUGAGGAAAAGAACAUAAGCCAUGACUCCUGCACCCAGGAUCUCCAACUGGUGCUGGAAGUUUCUAGCGAGGAUGAAACCGACCAGGAAAAGAAAACCAAAAAGUCGAUGCAGACAGCAUCAACACAGCCAGAGACCUCUAAAGGCAGCCCAAGGCGAGUAGAGCUAAUCACUAUUGCACCUUCUACUCCGCCCAACCAAGCUACUCCUGUAGCUAGAAUCGUACAGGAUGAGAACUCCAAAAAGACCAGCAGUCCAAGGAGAGUACAAUUGAUGACACUAGAGAGUUCUGUGGUUUCUGAAAAUUCUAAGCAAUCUUCACCAAUGCAAAGUAAACCACUCAAAAAUUCCCAAGAAAAUGUUGCCAGGAUGAAUGACAAUUCUUCCGCAAGUGCACCACAGCCAAGAAGGGUUACAUUAAUAACUAUUAAGCAGAAUGAAGAAAAUUGACAACA
This is a messenger RNA of Lingula anatina, 1050 nucleotides long. Its product is annotated as chromatin assembly factor 1 subunit B. The record is from RefSeq and is a predicted model, not a curated record. Gene Ontology annotation, cellular component: CAF-1 complex; nucleus. NCBI's taxonomy places the organism in Eukaryota, Metazoa, Brachiopoda, Lingulata, Lingulida, Lingulidae. Gene Ontology annotation, molecular function: protein binding. Gene Ontology annotation, biological process: nucleosome assembly; DNA replication-dependent chromatin assembly.